AUGUCUUUGACGGCAUCUGCGGCAUCAACCAUAUGGACAUCGCUUGAAGAUGACCCACACCGUUGGGCAGAUCAGACAACCAAGCUCCGCGACUCGUUCACACAAUUUGUGAUCAGUUUUGCUCUUGGACUGGGCGCUUUCUUGUCUUUCUGUGUUUUGCGACCAAAAUGGACAGAGCUUUAUGCUGCGCGGAGGAAACAACGCUCUUCAGCGUCACGACUGCCGGAAUUGCCGGAUACCUUCUUCGGAUGGAUCCCGGUCUUGUAUCGCAUUACUGAUGAGGAAGUGCUGCAGUCGGCUGGUUUAGAUGCCUAUGUGUUUCUAUCGUUCUUGAAAUUCGCGAUUCGACUCCUACUGUCUGUCUUUCUUUUCGCUGUGACUAUCAUCCUACCCGUUCACCUCAAAUACACUGGCAACUCUGGAAUUCCUGGCUGGGAUGACGAUGAUGAUGACAGCUCACCUGGCAGCAAUAUUUCAGCGCGCACAUUUGGGGCCUUGGCUAAGGACGAUAAAGAUCCCGUCACGCCCAUUUCGGACCCGCCUUAUCUAUGGAUCUAUGUUGUCUUUCCCUAUAUUUUCAGUGGCCUGGCCAUCUACCUCCUUCUCCAAGAAACGAACAAAAUUAUCCACACUCGCCAGACCUACCUUGGUAACCAGACCAGCACGACAGAUCGUACCAUUCGUCUCUCGGGAAUCCCACCUGACCUGGAAUCGGAAGAUGAUAUCAAGGACUUCGUGGAAGGAUUGCGUGUUGGCAAAGUCGAAUCUGUUACAUUGUGUCGUCAGUGGCGUGAACUAGAUAACCUGAUUGAUGAACGGAUGAAGAUCAUACGUGAAUUAGAGCGAGCAUGGACAAAGCAUGUGGGAUACAAGCGCAGACGGCGUGACAGCAACGGCUUACCAUUGACUCGCCAACCGCCGCUUCCUUCCAGUCGGUCCAUAGAUGAAGACACUGAGCGAGCACAUUUGUUGUCUGGGAGUGAGCGCGCACAUGUAUCUGGGUACGCAAACGCACGGCCAAGAACUCGUAUCUGGUACGGCCAAUUCAAGCUUCGCUUUCGUUCUGUUGAUGCGAUCGAUUAUUUCGAAGAGAAACUGCGCAAGAUUGAUGAGAAGAUUCAGAGUGCGCGAGAAAAAGAAUACCCUCCUACAGGUAUUGCAUUCGUGACCAUGGAAUCCAUCGCAGCAUCCCAGAUGCUUGUCCAGGCCAUUCUUGACCCACAUCCAAUGCAAAUGUUUGCUCGCCUUGCCCCAGCACCAGCUGAUGUGAUUUGGAAGAACACAUACGUCUCUCGUUCCCAACGAAUGACCCAGUCUUGGUCCAUUACUCUCAUAAUUGGGUUUCUUACCGUCUUUUGGUCCGUUCUAUUGUUGCCAAUUGCGUCUCUGCUAGAAUUGGAGACAUUGCACAAGUUUUUGCCCUCGCUUGCCGAGGCUUUGUCUGAGCAUCCCAUCUUGAAGACCCUGGUCCAGACCGGUCUGCCCACUUUGGCAUUCACACUCUUGACUAUAGCAGUCCCAUAUCUAUACGAAUGGCUUUCCCAUAACCAAGGAAUGAUGUCUCGAGGAGACGUCGAGCUGUCCAUAAUAUCCAAGAACUUUUUCUUCUCCUUCUUCAACCUGUUCCUCGUCUUUACGGUAUUCGGAACAGCGAGUGGAUUUUAUGGGUUCUGGGAGAACUUGCGUGAUACGUUCAAGGAUGCGAAAACGUUGGCUCUCGCGCUGGCUACCUCUUUGGAGGGCCUCAACAAGUUCUACAUCAAUCUAUUAAUGCUUCAAGGCUUUGGUCUUUUACCCUUCCGGCUUCUCGAAUUCGGCAGUGUCGCCCUUUACCCACUGCGUUUUCUCGGUGCACGAACACCUCGCGAAUAUGCGGAGCUUACCACACCCCCGAAAUUCAGCUAUGGUUUCUCGAUCCCGCAGACCAUUCUCAUUCUGAUCAUCUGUAUCGUCUACAGUGUAUUCCCCAGCUCGUGGCUGAUUUGCCUUUUCGGCCUUUUCUACUUCACCAUUGGCAAGCUUAUCUACAAGUACCAGCUGCUGUAUGCUAUGGACCACCAGCAGCACUCUACUGGCCGAGCAUGGCCUAUGAUCUGCAACCGAGUAUACGUCGGGUUGGUUGUGUACCAGCUUGCCAUGAUUGGUGUUUUGGCUCUUCGCCGAAGCAUUACUCGCCCAUUACUUCUGGUCCCGCUCCUGAUCUUCACAGUCUGGUUCAGUUACUGGUUCGCCCGUACAUAUGAACCUUUGAUGAAAUUUAUUGCUCUCAAGAGCAUAAAUCGUGAACAACAAGGAGCAGAUGAUGUUUCCCCCUCUUCCUCGUCCAUUCUAUUUUCGCCACCGUCUGGAAUCGACCGCGAUGCGUUGCCCAUUCAGAUUGGGGGGCGAGAACUUGAAUUGCGGCUGAAGAAGUAUGUCAACCCGAGCCUGAUCGUGCCACUGCAUGACGCCUGGCUCCCGGGCCGCAAUCCUGCCCAGGGUAAUGGGGCUUCUUUACACGAAGCUCACGAGACCUCCAACCAUGCGUCGGUUUGA
Molecule: messenger RNA, 2535 nt
Organism: Penicillium malachiteum
Lineage: Eukaryota; Fungi; Ascomycota; Eurotiomycetes; Eurotiales; Aspergillaceae
Product: putative DUF221 domain protein
Exons: 3
Coding region: 1-2535 (844 amino acids)
Cellular component (GO): plasma membrane
Molecular function (GO): calcium-activated cation channel activity
Source: RefSeq, a predicted model, not a curated record